Messenger RNA from Pangasianodon hypophthalmus (striped catfish), 7425 nucleotides. RefSeq lists its product as uncharacterized. The transcript has 5 exons. Lineage: Eukaryota; Metazoa; Chordata; Actinopteri; Siluriformes; Pangasiidae. The record is from RefSeq and is a predicted model, not a curated record. The coding region runs from base 5993 to 6685 and encodes 230 amino acids.
GCUGUAACACACCACGUCUGGCGUCAUUACGAAAAACAUUCAGACAAGAAAAUACAACGGCCAGUUCUAACGCAUGUCAACAUAAAAGCACCCGACCCCCCCAAAAAAAUAAAUAAAAUAAAAUAAAAAGUUAUCAAGAGUUACCAACUUUGAAGAAGGUACAUAUUUAAAAAGACAAGCAGUAAGUAUAAUAACCACUUAUAAAUGAUACCCACUGGAUAAGUAGUGCUUUUCUGUGUUUUCUUUUAUGGCCAGAGUGGGUAAACGGCUUUGCUGCCAAGAAGUCACACAGACGGUUUGAAACGGUUGAAACUUUAAAAUGGAUAAUAAUAUUUUUUUCCCCACGAGAAUUGCCCAUGUAUUUUAGCACAUUUGUAAAUUACUGAUUUGUUUAUUUUGCAGUAAUAGCCUUCUGAUAGAAGUGUACUUGAUAAAUACAUAUUGAUGUGUACUCUGGCCGCCAUCUAGUGGGAAAAUAAUGUAAUAAAUACCUUCAUGAAACUUCACAAUUUACCCUUUACACAAUUUAAGAUUCAAAGGUUUUAUUUGUCAUGUACACACUAAUACAGGGUACAACGCAUAGUGAAAUGCUGAGUGGUUGACUGUGCAGGUAAGCAUAAAAUAUAUUAUGAAUAAUAGAAUAGAAUUUUUUUUUUAAAUCCAAGAACAAUGAAGAAAGAAAAUGCAAUAAAGAAUAGAGUUUAAAAAAAAGAAAAGAAAAAUCAAAUAAGGUAGGAGAGGAAGGAGUGGAUUAGUCUGCCAUUUGCAAAUUGUAGUGGUGUGCAAUGAGCUUAAAGAAAAAUUUUGAGGAUAUGCAUGUGUGCGGGUAGCAGGCAGAUAGUCUAAAAUGUAGGUGUACUAAAGUGACUUGUGCUAGUAGUGGGAGUCCAGUUAGUGGGAAUUCAGGGUUCUAAUGGCCUGUGGACAAAAGCUCCUCCUGAGCAUUUCAGUGUAGGCCAUCUGGUGCAGAGGCGUUUGCCUGACCUCAAAAGUUUGAACAGCCCCGGCCUGGGGUGGCAAGUGUCCUUGAUUUUCAGGGCUCGCAACCUGACCUGCCUGAUGUAGGAGGUGUCCUAUCUAGAAAUAUGUUAUGCUGAACAUACAGCUCUCUGCAGGGCAUUACUGUCCUGGAUGGAGCAGUUGCCAUACCAUUUCAGGAUGUUCAGGAUGGAAUAGGCAUAGAAUGACCUUAGAGUGUAAGCAGAAACCAUGAAUUUCUGGACUUGUCUGAGGUUGUAAAGUUGUUUGCUUGCUUUUUUUUUUUUUUUUUACUGUGUUCUGCGUGUGGGGUGACCAGGAAAGGUCUUUGGUAAUGUGCACACCAAAGUAUUUGAAGCUGGUCACCCUUUCCACAGGAGCCUCUUUGAUAAUUAGAGGGGUGUAGUUUCCAUUCUGCUGUCUUCUGAAGUCCACAACCAUCUCUUUAGUCUUACUGAUAUUCAGUGCAAGGUUAUUACCCCAGCACCACUGCGCUAGGUCAUCCACUUGCUUCAGGUAGGCCUGCUCAUCACUGUUCAAGGUUCAACGUUCUUUAUUUGUCACAUAAAUAUUGCAUAGAUGCGAUGUAAUGUAUUGAAAUGUUUUUCCAUAGUGCCUCGUCCCACAGUGCAACAACGAACUAGAUAUACACAUGCAUAAUAAUAUAACAGAAUAUAAUAAAAUCUAGGAGACUAUAUGAUAAUGAAGGUUUAGCAGCCUCUAGAGGAAUGUAAUGUAGAAUAUGAAUAUAAAUAAAUAGAAUUUGUUUAAAAAAAAACAGAUAUACAGAGCUGUAGUGUGCAAAAAAUUUUCUCAUAGUGUAAAUGAUUCUGUAUAGAAAUAUACAGAGCUUUACAGUGUAAGAGUUUUUAUGUAGUGUGCAAAAAAAUUGUUUUUCCAUAGUGCAAACUGUUUGUGUCUGUGUGUCUGUGUGUGAGGUAGAAAUAUGUAGACUUCUCAAGUGUCCUCAUUCAGUAGCCGGAUUGCCUGAUGGUAGAAACUCCUCCUGAGUCUCUCUGUGUUGGUCCUCGGGAUCUGGUUGCGCUUCUUUGAUGGGAGCACUGAGAAGAUAUUGUGUCUGGGGUGGUGAAAGUCUUUUACAAUUCUCCUGGCCCUGGUCUUGCAUCGCUGGUUGUAGAUGUUUGUGAUGCAAGGGAGAGAAGUCCUGGUGUUCUCCGCUGCCCUCAUGACUCUGGACAGCACUUUCUGGUCCUUGGCCACGGUGCCUCCGAACCAGGUGGUGAUGCUCCCGGUGAGAAAGCCUUCACCACCCUGUGAGAGACCUUGAACCUAUCCAGACAUCGUAGAUGGUAGAGACGAUGGUGCGCCCUUGUCACCAAGCAGUUUGUGUGAAGUCCGUGAGAGGUCUUCUGUGAGAUGGACCCCAAGGUAUUUAAAGCUGCUCACCCUCUCGACCGUGGCCCUGUUGAUCAACGGGGGCUGUAGUUCCUCGCCUGCUUCUUCCUGUAGUCAAUAAUCAUCCUUAGUCUUGGUGAUGUUCCGGGAGAGAUUGUUAUUUCGAAACCAUGUGGAGAGGAUAUUCACUUCCUCUAAGUAGGCCCUCUCGUUGUUGUUGGUGAUGAGGCCUACCACCACUGUGUCGUCUGCGAACUUCACCAGCUUGUUGGAGCUGGGUGUGGCCGUGCAGUCACUGGUGUUGAGGGAGUACAGCAGGGGGCUCCAGUGCUGAGGGUGUGUGCGCAGGAGGUGUGGUUUCCCAUCCUGACCGCCUGGGGGCGUCCGGUCAGGAAGUCCAGAAUCCAUUGGCAGAUGGAGAAGUUUAGAUCCUGGAGCUCUUUGCAGAGGCGUGAGGGAACGAUGGUGCCGAAGGCAGAGCUGUAAUCCACAAACAGCAUACUUUUGGGGACAGGAUUGAUGGUGGAGGACGUGAAACGUGGGGACAACACACUGGUUGAGGGAGAGGUUAAAAAUGGUGGUAAAGACUGGCGCUAGUUGGUUAGCACAGACUUUUAGCACACUUCCAGGGAUGUUGUCCGGACCACAUGCUUUCCUGGUGUUAACUUUGUGUAGCACCUUCCUCACGUCCAGUUCUGCAAUGACCGGUCUUUCCUCUUCCCCAGCUAAACCUGAUGGUUCAUACUCACGGUUUUCCUGGUCUGUGCUGGUAACCUCAAACCGUGAAUAGAUGAUCUUCAAUUCAUUGGCUAGGGAGGCACUGGCAUUAUUAAUGGUGGGGGGCUUGGGUUUGUAGACUGUAACAGUUUGCGUGCUCUGCCACAGAUGCCUGGAAUCUCCCUGCUCAAACUGGGUCUAAGUCUUGUCUCUGUAUUUCCUUUUGGCUUCCCUCACCAUUUUCCUCAGGUUGUAGGAAGCCAUUUUGUAUCCAUCCAUGUUGCCAGUCUGCAGCCCUGCGUUGUAGGAAGCUCUGUGCGCAUUCAGACCGUUCCGCACGGAUCGGCCUACCCAUGGCUUCUGAUACGUGUGGGAAUAGACUCUCAGAAACUCUGUAUAACUGAGCACCGCUGCUGUAAACUCGCUGACGUCAUCAGAGCGGCGCCGGAACAUCUCCCAGUCUGCGUCCUCCAGCGCAUCUUGUAGCGUGGCUUGUGAUUGGUCAGACCAGAGCUGCGUCUCUCAUGUCACCAUGAUGAGACCCAUCAUCACUCUGAUAAUAGAGCUGGAGCUGUUGGUGGCCACACAGGUUACACAGGACACAGCUGUUGGUGGCCACACAGGACACAGCCUUAAGGGAGUGUACUGGAUGUAUAGCAUCCCAACUUAACCACCUGCAGUUUGCUGGUGAGAAAGUUCUGAACCCCUUUGCAGAGCAAGUUGUUCAGCCCCAGGAAUCUCAUCCUCAUGACCAGGAUGGGGGGGAACAAAGGUAUUGGUGGGGGAGUGGUGGCUCAAUGGUUAAGGCUCUGGGUUACUGAUAAGAAGGUCAGGGGUUCAAUCCCCAGUGCUGCCACUGUUGGGCCCUUGAGCAAGGCCUUAACCCUCUCUGUUCUCCAGGGUGCCAUAUCAUGGCUGACCCCAGCUCCCUAACAAGCUUUGGUAUGUGAUGAUAUAUGUAUAGGUGUCUAUGUAUAGGUGACAAAUAAGGGCUUCUUCUACUUUUAUUGAAAGCCUAAUUGUAGUUGAUGAAAAGCAAUCUCACAUAGUUCCCCUUCCCCUUGUCUGGGUGGGAUAAAGUGUAGUGCAGCAGGUGGGAGAUGGUCACCUUUGUACUUCUUUUGAGUCUGUAGGCAAACUGGGUUCUUGUGGGUUCUUGUAGUCCUUCAGUAGCCUUUCACCUAACAUCAUAUCAAUAACAUCCUUUAAAAAAAAAAACAGCCAGAGAAAUAAUCAAUUAAUUGACCGAUUUAUCUGUUUAUAAAUAGUGUUACAUAAGCACAGAGAAAUGACUAAUAAAAUGCAGUUAUAACAAAAUGCAUAAAGUAAACUAAUUCAUUUAUUCGUGUAUUUGAUUAAAAUGAUGGGAGAGAUUGCAUAAAUCUGUUGCAAAAUGUUUAAUUUUUUAUGGUUCUAUCAGGUGAACCAACGUGCACCUGUCGUGAUCACAUCAAACACUUCAUUGAACUCACAUUUAUCAUUUUUUGGCAUUUUCUCCAAGCACAAAACAUAGAAAAAUGAGCCAUAAGAAACUCUGAGUGCUACACUGAGUACAUUGACUGACGUCACGCUGCUUGUUUGAUUAAAGACAACGAUUUGACAUCAUCGUGUUGAAAAACAGUACAAAAGAAGACGCUAACUAUUAUGAUCAACAUGUAACAAAGAAAUGAUGGGGAAAAAAGUGCUCGUGCAGAGCAAUGGCUGGUGCAGAAGGGAAAAUAUUGUUGACAAACGCUAACCGGAAAUAAAUGUUAGACUAACUACUGUUACUUUGGUGUGAGUUUGAGAAUGUGUGCCUUUGCAUUUCCUUAUCGAAAUCAUUUUUAUAAAGUGAGAUGCUAUGUAUGUCCUUGUCAAUGAAAAACCUUCUGUGUAAAACAACCUUACGUGUUGUUUUAGAACGUUAAGUAAGACAGGUACAAAAAAAAAAAAACUUUUAUUACUAUCCCUUGUCUACCUGAACGUCUACCUCGGGAUGUUGGUUUGGUAACGGUUCCCUGUUUGACCAAGCAACAGGGACGCCUUGUGUAUGCGUAUCCUUCCUGGCAGCUUGAAGCAAUCUGGCCAUUUUCCUCUGAUCUCGCAUAUAAACAAGGCUUUUCUACCCACAGAACUGUCGCUCACUUAGUGUUUUGUUUUUUUCACACCAUUCUGUGUAAACUCUAGAGACUGUUGUGUGUGAAAAUCGCAGGAGAUCAGUGGUUUCUGAAAUGCUCAAACCAGCCCAUCUGGCACCAACAACCAUGCCACGGUUACAGUGACAAAGAUCACACUUUUUCUUCAUUCUGAUGUUUGAUGUGAACGUCUAUGAAACAAGUUAGUUCCUGUUCUCACUUACAUUAUAACAGCUGUAAACAAUGUGUAAACAGCUAUAAACGUUCCCUCACCAACCUUUCUUUUUUCCUCAUGAAGAACUGACCUUACUAACUUUUACAAAGUACGCACACCUGAAGCUUAUUACAUAAAUGUUAGGUAACCUUCUCCUUACAGAAAAGUUCAAUGAUUACACACAUUUGUACUUUGUUUAUUAUUAGCCUUAGAUUAUGUGGACUGUCCUGUGAAUGAGCUGCUAUUAUAGAAAUGAUUUAUAUUACAGCUGGAACUACUGCCAGAGCUGCUGUUAUAGAAAAUGAAUACACACACUUCUGGUUUGGGAAUCCAACUGUGCUGUCAUGCUUGAAUUAUAUAGUAAGAUCUUGUAAAAUUUCACAUUAAUGGAAUUGAUGUGAGGGUGCUUUUUUGAAGCAACUUGGAGGAGGUUUAAAAAAAAAACAAAAAAAAAAAAACAACUUGGAGGAGAUUAAAAAAAAAAAGUUGUGGUCAUAAUGUCAACGUACACUUCCGCACACUUCUGCAUCUGAACUUGAACAGAAGUGUUUCCUGACUAAAUCAGACUUACUGCAGUGUGUUUAGAGCUUCUGGACAGUGUUCAAAUGUCAGCAUGAGGAUCUUGCAACUUCAAAUUUAUCUACUUGUGUGCUGUGGAGCUGCAGAAAGUUUCACAGAGAAGUUGGUAGAUUUGGGACAAAAUGUGACUGUAAAGUGUGAGAUGUCUGUAAGAGAUGUGCACUGGUUCCUGAUGAAGCCGUCAGAACCUCCACUGUUUAUAUUACGCUCUUUCUCAAGCAGAUCCCUGAGGACAGAUUACAGUAACCCGGCUUUCAGCAAGAGAUUCUCACUCCAAUAUAACAGCAGUUUAUUUAUACACAAUAUCAGUACUAAUGAAUUAGGAGUGUAUUAUUGUAUUCAAACUGGUUUACCUCCCAACAUCAGCAGUGGAAUCAGACUUUACACCCAGAAUCAUUCAGCUGAGAAUCAGACGUGUAAACUUGAGCAACACCAGAAUCAGGAAUCCAAUGUACAUGAAGAAAGCAGCCUCAUGCCGAUUCUCAUCAUAUCAGGAAUAAUGAACUGUGCUCUGGUCGUUGCACUUACAGUUUUUACAGUUCGUCACUGCAGAAGACCUCCAAAAACUCAAGCACAACCUCCAGAUCCUGGUUUACAGCCGCAUCAGGACAACACCGGCCCUGUGUAUGCUGAGGUGCAGCACACCACGAAGAACAGACCCAUCAGGACGACUAACACCAACACCACGUACGCUCUUCUAAAGCCACGAACCCCUGACCCAGAGUGACUCCACACAACGCAUGGACUUCAUAUGAUGUUUCAUCACAUCCAGGAAGAAGCCUCAUUUCUGCAGCUACUGAUAUAUAAUGGACGAUUCGUAAAUGAGUCAUUUGUAAAAUAAGAUAAAUUGAUUCAAGCAGAAACAAAUCUUUUUAGAAUUUUUUUAACGCCUAAAUUCAUAGAAAAGGUCUAAAGUGCUUUUCUAAGUUCUUUUCGAGUUGCAAAUAAAAACUCUCAUUGUUAGAGUCACCUAAAGAGAUGAUUUGGAAGAUUCAAAUCACUGAAGUGAGAUUUCCCAUAAUGCACUGGCAGUGUUUCAGUUUAAAAACUGAGGUACAGUUAUGCUGCAUUUCGACUUACCUCGGUAGUGUGGGAUGUUGGAAGUUAAAUAAUUUCUGACUUCUGUGCAUUCGAGCUACAAAGUGAAAAACCAAGGACUCCUCAAUGCCAGCUAACUGCGAUGAGCAACGUAUAUUUACCUAUAAACCAUUUAAUCAUUUAAACCAAAACUCAUUUAAAGGUAAGAAUUAGUUUACUGAUGCUGAAGCUGUGAACAGCCAUUUUGAGUUGAUGUUACUUGCUGAACUUGGGGUCGAGGAGACGAGUCGAUCAGCAGGAAUUCUGAGUUGAGGGAGCGUUUUCUUUCAUUUUUUCCUAGUCAGAGAUUGGAAAUGACAGGUUAUGACCUUUAGCCAAGUGUUACAUUUAAAUGACAGUGUAAUGAAAUAAAGUGAUAAAAUAUCUGCA